AUGCCCCCCGCGACGUCGGCGAGCGACGCACCAUCGGUGCCAAUACCAACUACGGAGACGGAGACGACAGCGAUAAAUCGCCCCCCCCGCCCCCGUCAAACACACCACUCGCCCCCCCCCCCUAGCGGGGAAGGCAGAACAAUACGCUUCAGGGACAACAUAAGGGCGGAGCCAAUCGUACGUCGAGAACACCACCCCAGCGAACACCAGCGUACAUCGGAAGCUAUUACAACAGACAACAUUACGGAAGUGGUGCGACUUCUAAUACGCGUCGCAAAUGAGGCCAUAAAUAGCAUAAUAUCAGCAACAACGGCAAGCUUGGCAACCUGGAGUGCGAUAAGUCGCACACUAACCUCACUCCUCGCCGGGCAUCUAGGCGAGCAACGAGGU
This is a messenger RNA of Iphiclides podalirius (scarce swallowtail), 390 nucleotides long. The record is from the annotation of a GenBank genome assembly. NCBI's taxonomy places the organism in Eukaryota, Metazoa, Arthropoda, Insecta, Lepidoptera, Papilionidae.